AUGGAGCUGGAGAAGACGAUGCAGGUGAAAUGGCGAACCAAAACGCAAACUAACCGAGUAUCUGGGAAGCUCGGUGAGAUUCGCGAGAGAGACGAGGAGGAGAAAGACGACGAAUUGGUGUGCGAACACCGUCUGCCAGUCAUGAUCAUGAGGUGCCGCGUUACCAUCGCAAAGCUGCAGGCGUCGCCGCGUCGCCGGUGGCAAGCGCGCAGACAUACAGUUUCCUCAUUUGGGAUCAAGCAGCAUUACGUCAGGAUCCAUGCCGUGUCCGUUCUGCAGUGA
This is a messenger RNA of Sparassis crispa, 282 nucleotides long. RefSeq lists its product as hypothetical. The coding region runs from base 1 to 282 and encodes 93 amino acids. Lineage: Eukaryota; Fungi; Basidiomycota; Agaricomycetes; Polyporales; Sparassidaceae. The transcript has a single exon. The record is from RefSeq and is a predicted model, not a curated record.